CCUCCAAGAAUUCUUUCACCUUUUCCCUUCUCUCUUCCCCUUCCAUUGUGCUCAAAUGGCAAUGAAGGAUGCCCAUCUGCGUGCAUUGUAGCACGCCAACGCAAGCUUUGUACGUCUCAUACGGGCCUCAACAUCUGAUCUGCACAAAAUGCAAAGCAUGUGGUGCAUUUGCAGAUCCAUAUGUGGAACAUGAAGCGAUUAUAGUGGUAAUCGAUUUAAUUCUCGUCAAACCAAGGGCUUAUCGACAUCUUUUGUUCAAUCGUAAAGAUGUAUUUGCUCAAGAUGAUACGAGAAAGAAAGUCAAGGAGUCACCAGCGACAACUGAAAGAAAGGCCUGGCUCUUACUUGCCCGACACUUUCUCGCUUUGCUAUUGGUCGAUGCCUAUUUGAGAUGGUUCUACCUAUGCAGAGAUCACAACACUUCUUUGCAGGAGAGCAUGUCAGGCGAUCUAAGCACCCGCUUGUUGGUUCUUUGGUCGUACUUUAAUAUCUUAUGGUCAACUUGUACAACAAUGCUUACAUUGCAUACGGUCGUGCUUCUGUGGGCAACAGUGUACCAUCGAGCUGUACGUUGGAUCGCACAGCGACAGACAGACUCAUCAAGAAGCAAGAUUGAUCAAAAUGAGUUACAACGCUUCAAGAUGCAUUUGAUACCCAAUGCAUUACUUCUCUCAAGUUUGACACCUACCUUUUUGCUCUGUCUUUUGUUACUUUGGCAACCUCUCUCACAUUCUUCCGAAGAUCAAAAGCAACCAGGGGAAUGGCAAUGGAACGAAGCAAGUAUCGAUUGGGCAAUCCGAAGUUUGGUAAGCGGUUUGAGUGCUGGCGUUGGCUUGGGGGUUGUCUUGCCAUUACAAAGAACAAAAGUGGGUGCAUUGAUGGCCACCACAAUCCUGAUGAUCGGAUGGUACUUGCAAUUCGUUGUAAGUCAAAAGCUUGGAAUGCCUUUCCAUAGCGGCGUUGGCGUACUGCAAAGUGAUGAAGGGCAGAUAGCUGCAAAGCUGUAUUGUCUUGCGAACUGAUCAUUCGCCUAUACCCGAUCAUAUCAAUCAAUCAUUUAUGAUUCUCAUUGCGGCGGUCAUGUGUGUAUAAUACAAAUGUGUGUGCA
This is a messenger RNA of Meira miltonrushii, 1108 nucleotides long. RefSeq names its product Arv1-domain-containing protein. The transcript has a single exon. Gene Ontology annotation, biological process: regulation of plasma membrane sterol distribution; sterol metabolic process; intracellular sterol transport. NCBI's taxonomy places the organism in Eukaryota, Fungi, Basidiomycota, Exobasidiomycetes, Exobasidiales, Brachybasidiaceae. Gene Ontology annotation, cellular component: cortical endoplasmic reticulum; Golgi apparatus. Bases 69 to 1022 code for a protein of 317 amino acids. The record is from RefSeq and is a predicted model, not a curated record.